Messenger RNA from Lethenteron reissneri (Far Eastern brook lamprey), 2769 nucleotides. RefSeq names its product potassium voltage-gated channel subfamily A member 1-like. Gene Ontology annotation, molecular function: delayed rectifier potassium channel activity; protein binding. Gene Ontology annotation, cellular component: voltage-gated potassium channel complex; membrane. Gene Ontology annotation, biological process: protein homooligomerization; potassium ion transmembrane transport; action potential. The record is from RefSeq and is a predicted model, not a curated record. NCBI's taxonomy places the organism in Eukaryota, Metazoa, Chordata, Hyperoartia, Petromyzontiformes, Petromyzontidae.
GCGCGGUUGCCACGGCAACAGAGCAACAGCAGCUGAGAGGGUUCUCCAACCGCCAUGUACGAGGCGGCGCUGCUUGACGGCGGCACAGAGCCGCUGACGCACGAGUCCUGCGAGAGGGUCGUCGUCAACGUGUCGGGGCUGCGAUUCGAGACGCGGCUCAAGACACUCGGCCAGUUCCCGGACACCCUUCUAGGCGACCCCGGCAAGAGGUCGCGCUACCACGACCUCCUGCGCAACGAGUACUUCUUCGACAGGAACCGGCCGAGUUUCGACGCCAUCCUCCACUACUACCAGUCCGGCGGGCGGCUGAGACGCCCGCUCAACGUCUCCCUCGAAGUGUUCGGCGAGGAGAUCGAGUUCUACGAGCUCGGCAACGAGGCCGUGGUCAAGUUCUGGGAAGACGAGGGCUUCAUCGGAGAGGAGGAGGUGGAGGAGGAGGAGCCGCUGCCAUCGGACGAGUUCCAGCGGCGGGUGUGGCUGCUGUUCGAAUACCCCGAGAGCUCCAUCGCGGCCAGGGGAAUUGCCACCGUGUCCGUGCUGGUCAUCCUCAUCUCCAUCAUCAUAUUCUGCCUCGAGACUCUGCCUGAACUCAGGGACGAGAAUAAGCAGAAGUUUCUCCCGGCAAAGGACAUGAACGGGACGCGGGUCGACGGCACGCAUCGCGGCUCUGUCCCCGAUCCAUUUUUUAUCGUGGAAACUAUUUGCAUCGUUUGGUUUUCCUUUGAACUGCUGGUGAGGUUUUUUGCGUGCCCCAACAAACUGGGAUUUUUCAAAAGCAUCAUGAACAUCAUUGACAUCGUGGCCAUCCUGCCCUACUUCAUCACCCUUGGCAUCGAGAUGGCCAAGCCCCAAGGGCAUGACCAGCAGGCCACGUCACUGGCGAUUUUGCGGAUGACCCGGCUGGUGCGAGUGUUCCGGAUACUCAAGCUGUCCAGGCACUCCAGGGGCUUGAAGAUCCUGGGCCAGACUUUGAAGGCGAGCGCGAGCGAGCUGGGCCUGCUCGUAUUUUUCCUCGUCAUCGGCGUCAUCCUCUUCUCCAGCGCCGUCUACUUUGCCGAGGCCGACCAACUAAACUCGGAGUUCCGAAGCAUCCCCGACACCUUCUGGUGGGCCAUCGUAACCAUGACGACGGUGGGUUACGGCGACAUGUGUCCCGUGACGGCGUGGGGCAAGGCGGUGGGCUCGCUGUGCGCCAUCGCCGGCAUGCUCACCAUCGCCCUCCCCGUGCCCGUCGUCGUCUCCAACUUCAACUACUUUUACCGCCGCGAGACGGGCGGUGAGGAGCGCGCGAGCCGCCUGCGUCUCUCAAGCCGCUUGCAGCAGCAGCAGCAGGUGGAGGAGAGAAGAAAUAGCGGAAGCCGUCCACAAGCAGCUUCACAUACGUGGAGAUGCGCGACGAUCUGAGCAGCGACGUUGACUUCGAGGUGAAGAUGCACCUCAAGCGCGACAAACACAACGGCAUCGACAGAGACGUCCGAUGCUCCGCCUUGCAAGUCGUCACGAAAUGCCUCGAGGUAUUUGUUCGCGAUGAAUGUGCACUGACAUCGCUUACCUGUCGCUACGCUUGAAUGGUCGAAUGGACGUUUGAGUCGCGUGGUCAAUAAAUGUUUUCAAGUCAACUUCACGUCUGCGAACGUAAGUGUCUCCGUGUUGCAUAGCUGUCAAUGUGGCGUUGUCUUGGAAGGAGGUUCGCGGUGAAAACCAAGCCACCCACCCACCAUUUUGCAGUGCACCGUGCAAAGACGCGACUGCAAACUUUGACAGCUGUGCAACUCCUGCCACAAUGAAGCCGGGUUCAUGGCUAGAGAGAGGUGAUAAGUUUUAAUGCAGAUUUGGGAUGAGUUAAAUGUCGGCUUUAUAACAAAAUGCAAUAGCUUGUAUAAAGUCAUGUUCAAUGAAGAGUGGAGCCCCAUAGGAAGCCGGUUAAAUUCAAACAACCCUUUGGGUGUCCUAAAAGCCCUCUUCGUGUUUGAAGCCUCGUCAAAAUCCCGACAGGAGGUCAAGGGUGGAAAAAAACCGCUUGCCCGCCAAAGCGUCCAGCGAAUGGUCCAUACGAGGCAAGGGUAUGCAUCCGCAACGGAAACAUUGUCAAGCUUGCGGACAUCAACACAAAAUCGCAAACUGCCGACGUGCUUUUUAACAAGUUCGAUCGGAGCACCCCAUGGGCUGGUGGAUGGUGAGAUUAUGUUACUGCCAAAGCCACCUGUUCAGCCUUAUAGACGAUUUCACUCAGUCAAUAGGGUAAUUCUGCUAAUCUGUUGAACAUAUUUUGUAAGUGAUGUCACAGUGAAUGAGACAUGUUCCCGGGGCUCCUCAACAUACGAGUGCGUAUACAUCACAGUGCACCUCCAAUUGGCACGGUGGGCUACGUACGGUGCGAAAUAAAUGUACAUACUACACUAAAAUACACUCUACACUACACAGUCUUCCACUAUACACCACGAUACACUACUAUACACUACACUAUACACCACGAUACACUACACUUAUACACUACACUAUACACCAUGAUACACUACACUUAUACACUAUACACUACUCUACACUACACUGUCUUCCACUAUACACCACGAUACACUACUACGAGGAUCAGUUCUAGCUACAUGUGGUGAGAAAGAAGUUAAACAAAUACAUAGGGCACGAUGCGCUACACUUAUACACUACACUAUACACUACACUAUACACUACUAUACACUACACUAUACACUACUAUACACUACACUUAUACACUACUAUACACUACACUAUACACUACUAUACACUACACUU